AGUACACGACCCAAAUCCCCUCUCGAAAUCUUUAAGCAUCUUCAUUGAUCAUGUAUCGUUUCGCUGUAAAUCUUGCUUCUAAAGCUAGGGUUGCAAACAACGGCACCCAAUUGAUUGGAAGUAGGUUGAGUUGGAGCAGAAACUAUGCAGCUAAAGACAUCAGAUUUGGAGUAGAUGCUAGGGCCUUAAUGCUUAGAGGUGUUGAAGAGCUUGCUGAUGCUGUUAGAGUAACCAUGGGUCCAAAGGGGCGUAACGUGGUGAUUGAACAAAGUUAUGGAGCACCAAAAGUGACAAAAGACGGUGUAACGGUGGCAAAAAGCAUUGAAUUUAAAGACAAAGUCAAGAAUGUCGGUGCAAGCCUUGUCAAACAGGUUGCUAAUGCUACAAACGAUGUGGCUGGUGAUGGUACUACUUGUGCGACAGUCCUCACAGGGGCAAUAUUUUCAGAGGGGUGCAAGUCAGUUGCAGCUGGUAUGAAUGCAAUGGACCUCCGGCGUGGUAUUUCCAUGGCCGUUGAUUCAGUGGUAACAAACUUGAAGAGUAGGGCUCGUAUGAUAAGCACGUCUGAGGAAAUCACGCAGGUCGGUACAAUUUCUGCAAAUGGAGAACGUGAGAUAGGUGAGCUAAUAGCCAAGGCUAUGGAGAAAGUGGGGAAAGAGGGUGUUAUCACAAUUCAAGAUGGGAAGACAUUGUAUAAUGAACUAGAAGUUGUUGAGGGAAUGAAGCUGGACAGGGGCUACAUAUCUCCACAUUUCAUCACAAAUCAAAAGAAUCAGAAAUGUGAACUAGAGGACCCUCUUGUUCUAAUCCAUGAGAAGAAGAUAUCAAACAUUAAUUCUGUGAUCAAAGUGUUAGAGUUGGCACUGAAGAAACAAAGGCCCCUGCUAAUUGUUGCUGAAGAUGUGGAAAGCGACGCGUUAGCGACCUUAAUUCUUAACAAGCUUCGAGCUGGCAUAAAGGUUUGUGCCAUAAAAGCUCCUGGUUUUGGUGAGAACAGAAAGGCAAAUCUGGAAGAUCUCGCCACUCUCACCGGAGGCCAGCUUAUAACGGAAGAACUUGGAAUGAACCUUGACAAUUUGGAGUUGGAAAUGCUUGGAUCUUGUAAAAAGGUCACUGUAUCCAAAGAUGACACAGUUGUGCUUGACGGUGCUGGUGCUAAGAAGUCUAUAGAAGAGCGGUGUGAACAGAUCAGGUCAGCGAUCGAGUCCAGUACAUCUGAUUAUGAUAAAGAGAAAUUUCAAGAAAGAUUAGCAAAACUUUCUGGUGGUGUUGCUGUAUUAAAGAUUGGAGGAGCCAGUGACAGUGAAGUAGGUGAAAAGAAAGAUCGAGUUACCGAUGCUCUAAAUGCCACAAAGGCAGCUGUUGAGGAAGGAAUCGUACCAGGUGGUGGUGUUGCUCUUCUAUAUGCAUCUAAAGAAUUGGAUAAGUUGCCAACAGCCAAUUUCGAUCAGAAAAUAGGUGUUCAGAUCAUCCAGAAUGCGCUAAAGAUGCCUGUUUAUACAAUUGCCUCUAAUGCUGGAGUGGAGGGUUCAGUUGUGGUUGGUAAGCUUUUAGAGCAGGAUGACCCAGAUCUUGGGUAUGAUGCAGCAAGAGGUGAAUAUGUGGAUAUGGUGAAAAAUGGAAUCAUUGACCCAUUGAAAGUGAUAAGAACAGCCUUGGUUGAUGCAGCAAGUGUGUCGUCUUUGAUGACAACCACUGAAGCUAUCGUGGUUGAAUUCCCCAAGCCUGCUGGUGAAGCAGCUCCAGGAAUGGGCGGUGCAAUGGGUGGCAUGGACUAUUGACCACCCUUGUGAUACUGCAAAUGAUUGACACACAUUUUACUGACAAAAUAAAUACACAAAGACUCAGCUCAGUAUGUGUAGUGAGAAAAGAAGGCGGAAGUGUGAUUAGCAUGUAAACUUUUGUUAGGGCACAUUUUUGAACAAUUAUUAAUCUUUUUUUAAUACCAUUUGGAUGUGUGCUAAUGGCUGCU
Messenger RNA from Cynara cardunculus var. scolymus (artichoke), 1972 nucleotides. RefSeq names its product chaperonin CPN60-2, mitochondrial-like. Bases 51 to 1781 code for a protein of 576 amino acids. The record is from RefSeq and is a predicted model, not a curated record. Gene Ontology annotation, molecular function: ATP-dependent protein folding chaperone; ATP binding. Gene Ontology annotation, cellular component: cytosol; mitochondrion. The transcript has 18 exons. Lineage: Eukaryota; Viridiplantae; Streptophyta; Magnoliopsida; Asterales; Asteraceae. Gene Ontology annotation, biological process: protein refolding.